Pteropus alecto (black flying fox) is the source of this 2988-nucleotide messenger RNA. It is a transcript of the gene THAP6, whose product is annotated as THAP domain containing 6. Lineage: Eukaryota; Metazoa; Chordata; Mammalia; Chiroptera; Pteropodidae. The record is from RefSeq and is a predicted model, not a curated record. Bases 610 to 1155 code for a protein of 181 amino acids. The transcript has 4 exons.
GCUACUGCUGGUCGCCCAGACAUUCGCCAGCGCCUGAAACUGCUUCUUCCUUAUUCCCUUUUACUUGCUCUUCCUUCAAAAUAUGUAGUAACAUCUACUCUGUGCGAGUCACCAGCUAAGCCGUGGGGACAAAAGUGAGAAAAACACCCCACCAUGCCAUCAUGAACUCAGACUGGUGACGAAGAAAGACUAAUCAGAAUCUCUGAAAUAAAUAUGAGUACAGCUUUGAGAAGGACUAGGACUAGAGGGGAUAUGACUUAGUCUGGGUGUCGGGAAGGUUUCCCUGGGGAAGCAACAUUUGAGCUGAAAGGUGACGAGUUAGUAUGCCAGGAAGAGUUAGUAUACAAAAGUCAAGACAGAGGGAAUGUGGUACCUGUAAGAAGCAGUGGAAGUGAAAUGUACAAGUCUACGAAAUUAAAAUCAGACGUCUUAGAGUGCAUAGCUAAAUGUGACUUGCCUUAUUAAAGAUCAGUCCCUAGAAAAUUUUAUGAGCAAAGCUCAGGUGUUGGAAGAAAAUAUUUGCUUUUGGCUUUCUGAGUUCACAUUAUUAAAAUACGACGAGUAAGAUUCCCCACAGAUGAAAACAUCAAAAGAAAAUGGGUAUUAGCAAUGAAAAGACUUGAUGUGAAUGCUGCAGGCAUUUGGGAGCCUAAAAAAGGAGAUGUGUUGUGUUCAAGGCACUUUAAGAAGACAGAUUUUGACAGAAGUGCUCCAAAUAUUAAACUGAAACCUGGAGUCAUACCGUCUAUCUUUGAUUCCCCAUCUCACUUACAGGGGAAAAGAGAAAAGCUUCAUUGUAGGAAAAACUUCACCCUCAAAACCCUUCCGGUCACAAACCACAAUCACCAACGUGUUGGUGCUUCCUCGUGUAUUGAAGAAUUCCAAUCCCAGUUCAUUUUUGAACAUAGCUACAGUGUAAUGGACAGUCCAAAGAAACUUAAGCAUAAAUUAGAUCAUGUGAUCAGCGAGCUAGAGGAUACCAAGAAAAGUCUGCGGAAUGUUUUAGACCGAGAAAAACGUUUCCAAAAAUCACUGAGGAAGACAAUCAGAGAAUUAAAGGAUGAAUGUCUCAUCAGCCAAGAAACAGCAAAUAGACUGGAAGCUUUCUGCUGGGAGUAUUGUCAGGAGAGCAUAGAACGAGGCUAUAUUUCAUGAAAUAAUUUCAUGUUGUAUUCUACCUAAAAUUGACAUUGGUACAGAUUUUUGGAAAAUAAUUCUUACUUACCAUCAUUAAAUAAUAUCCCUCAUUUAGAGUGCUUCUUUGGAUCUUCUGCAGCAUUAUGCAUUAUAGUUAUCCAAAGACUCUUUUUGAAGACAUGCAGAAAUUUGUGCUAGUUAUCGUGUUUUUGUGUGACUUGUGAAAAUUAUGUGUUUUAGACCUAAACUAGUUCAGGUCACUAUUGUAAGAUGUUAAAAGAUCAGGAAAAUUCCACAAGACUAAGGAAAUGAUAUCAAAUGAGCCAUGUUAAGUUGUAGUAUUAGGAACUGGAUGCUUCUUCGGUAGCAUUAAAUUUUGACUUCAAAGGAGUACUUUAUUAUUAUUUACUUAGGUACACUUUAUGGUAAAUGUGUUGAAUUGUACUUUAAAUGUAUCCUACUAUUUAAGCAGAAUUCAUUAUAACACAUGUCCAUCUUAGAUCCAAUCCAAGGUGCUUUUCUUAUCAACAAUACCAAAAGAUCUUUUUACAAGACAUCCCAUAGUACCGACCCUGAGAACACAUACGGUGCAGAUCUUUUGGCUUUUAAAGUUGUCCAGAGCCAAGUUAAGGAGACCUCUGACAAGAUCUCAGUUUUUCAGUACAGUACAUUCUUCCUCCUCAUUAGGAGCACUUUGAUAUAAACCUGCACAGCUUUGAAAAAGUGUAGAAAGGGUCAUAAAUCUGAUUUUUACAUAGCUAUUUACUCUGACAGUUCUUCUGAACAUUUUGUUUCAUGAUUAUUAUUUCAUCAUAAAAGUACAUCUUCAAAAUCUGAAUACCUGUACUAGAUGAAUACUUUGAACACUCCUUGGUAUUUUACAGAAAGCAAUAUUGCUGUCAUUUUUUAGAAUACAAAAUAUAGAAGAAACCAUUAAAAAAUAAUGAUGUGGCUCUUCCAGUUGAAAUAGGAAUUGGAGAAAGGGUUACAAUAUUUUAAUUAGAAGAGUAGAUUCCCAUCUAAGAGCUUUUAUUUAGAGAAAUAGGUAAGUAAAACAGCUUUAGAAUAGUUUCUUACUGAAUAUACAAAUAAUAACUCUUAGCUAUUUUCUGAUUGAUCCAAGUGUCAGAAAUUUUGGUUUGCUUCCAAUUACUUAGUAAAAACAACUGAAAUUAAGAGUCAUAAAUAUUAUGGAUUAGAAUAAAAUUUAUUAGCCCAAAGCCAAAUUCUACUUUGAAGUACACACACACACACACACACACACACACACACACAUAUCAAUCUCAUUCAUAUGUCUAUGCUAUAGUUUUAGAAUUUGAGUAUCAAUUAUUUCAAUAUAUAAACUGGAAAUGAACUGCAUUUUGUGCUAAAAUGUUUAUUGUAAUUUUAUUUGUGUUAUAGUAAUAUCAGUAAGGAGGAUAUGGUCACUUGAAUUUUUUAUAUUUAAGAAUUUUCUGUUUUAAUGCAUGUUAUAUCUUUAUGUAGGAUUACAAACCUUCCUUCUAAAUGGGACUUUACCCACAUUUAAGAGAUUGGCAAUAUUGCUAAUAAAUCACUGAGGUCAUACCUUUUUACUACCUUAAAAAAAAAAAACCUUAUUAGCUACCCAUUAUUUAUUUUAGUUAUUUAAUUUUGAAUUCAUAAUGGUCAUUCUAAUGGGAAGUUUGGUAUGACCUUAGGUUUUAUGAAUAUUCUGUGACAGAGGUAGAGACUUUUUCUCUCAUCCUAUUUUUUAGUAUAAAAAUUAUAGUCACUGGGCAAUGGAGGAUAGUAAAAGGAUAGAUCCAAAGCACUGUAUCUAAAGUCUAGCUCUCUAAAGGCUGCUUAGAAUAAAUCAAGCCCGGGAAAACA